Molecule: messenger RNA, 255 nt
Organism: Penicillium longicatenatum
Lineage: Eukaryota; Fungi; Ascomycota; Eurotiomycetes; Eurotiales; Aspergillaceae
Exons: 2
Coding region: 1-255 (84 amino acids)
Source: RefSeq, a predicted model, not a curated record
AUGGGUAUCCGCGAUUCUGGGCACUCGGGACUUUUUAUGGAGACGGAAAGCACUGGAGUUAUCGAUAUCUUUGAUAUCGAGGUUGAGACACUGCUGGAACAAGCCUCCGCAAAAUUGAAGCUUGAAGCUUUCACAAUCCCUCUGCAAGGCGAAGCGAUCACUAUGCUUGCUGCCGGCUACAAGAGCCAGGUUGAACCCCGAGAUACGAAUUCCGAGAUAAAGACCGAGGGCCCAAUCCGAAAGGGCGACAAGUGA